Molecule: messenger RNA, 414 nt
Organism: Lindgomyces ingoldianus
Lineage: Eukaryota; Fungi; Ascomycota; Dothideomycetes; Pleosporales; Lindgomycetaceae
Product: kinesin light chain
Exons: 1
Molecular function (GO): protein binding
Source: RefSeq, a predicted model, not a curated record
AGUCAAGGCCGGUGGAAGGAGGCCGAAGAGCUAGAAGCAAAAGAACUAGGAAUCUGCUCGAGGGUGCUUGGGGAGGAGCAUCCUUCCACGCUGACCAGCAUGGCCAACCUAGCGUCGACGUACAGGAAUCAAGGCCGGUGGAAGGAGGCCGAAGAUCUGGGCGUGCAAGUGAUGGAGACGAGAAAGAGGGUGCUUGGGGAGGAGCAUCUAGACACGCUGACCAGCAUGGCUAACCUGGCGUUUACGUUAAAGGGUCAGGGACUUACAAAUAAAGCCAUCCCACUAAUGGAGGACUGCUGCAGGCUGCGGACCGUAGUUUUGGGUCCUCAACAUCCCUUUGCUAUAUCAUCUCGCAAAACUCUUACGACAUGGCAGUCAGGGGCAAUAGCACUUAGCAAACAGAAUAACACCUAA